AUGAACAACCUGCUCAGGGAAGAAAGAAUGAAGCCGGAGAACAUUAUCCUUGUUGAUGUCAUGUCUGGUUCAAAGGAAGCAAAGAUCGACCAGAUGGAUAACUUUCUGGAACCUCUGGUAGACGAGCUGGUAGAGUUGUAUGGCGGUAUAACUGUAAAGUCUGCCGCAUUCCCCAAUGGUACUAUUGUCCACGCUGCCCUUAUGUAUGUAGCUUGCGACAUACCUGCUGCAAGAAAAACCGCUGGAUUUACAGGGCAUGCAAGCACUAAUGCCUGUCAUAAAUGCGAGCGUCACUUCUCUGUGAUUGCCAGAUCAAGUAAGAUCGAUUACUCUGGGUUUGACGAUGAAAGCUGGGUGCCAAGAACAAAGGAGAUGAACGCCAUAUACACUGAUAUGUGGGCUUGUGCAGAAUCAAAUGCAGAAAGAACAGAUUUGGAGAAGCAAAAUGGCACGCAGUUUUCCGAGUUGCAUCAUUUGCAUUACUUUGAUCCCAUUUGGUGCACGAUUGUUGAUCCCAUGCACAAUUUGUUUCUUGGGACAGCAAAGCAUAUGAUCAGUGUUUGGAAAGACCUUGGCUAUCUCCCUGCUGCUGUUCUCGUCCGCAUGCAACGCCUUGCUGAUGGUAUUAUUGUUCCUCCUGGGUAUACUGUUUUGUCUGCAAAAAUCGAAUUGGGCUUCCCAUACAUGAAGGCAGACGAGUGGCAAUCGUGGCAUCUUAUAUAUUCACUGGUAAUACUCAAAGACGCUUUGCCUGAAAAAGACUUCAAAUACUGGACUCUUUUUGUCAAGGCAUGCCAAAAGUUGACAAGUCCACACUGGAAAAAUUAA
Phycomyces blakesleeanus NRRL 1555(-) is the source of this 828-nucleotide messenger RNA. RefSeq lists its product as hypothetical. Lineage: Eukaryota; Fungi; Mucoromycota; Mucoromycetes; Mucorales; Phycomycetaceae. The transcript has a single exon. The record is from RefSeq and is a predicted model, not a curated record. Bases 1 to 828 code for a protein of 275 amino acids.